AUGUAAACCCCCAACGGCUCCUUGACUCGAUCCCCCUCCCUAGCCAUGAACUCCCUCUCCUUCCCUGAGUCGCAUUUCAAAGAGCCUUUUUUCUUGUUACUCGGGAUACCCGGGAUUGAUUACCUCAUUGGCUAGCCGCAUAUACGCUUUGCACGACUCUGCAUUGUCUGAGCAUCGUCGCUUUAUACACUUCCCUAGAAACCUUCCUUGUCACUGUCGCAAAUUAUAGCUGUCCACUUCUGUUGUCCCAUGAGGCGUUUACAUCUUUGUCGUGACCAUCAUGCCAUCCUCUUCCUACUCUACCCUACUAUGCACCACACUGUCGCCAGCGCAAUUCUAAGCUGACAUGCGUGUCUUCCCAAUAGUAAAUAAGGCUAGAAAGCCGAAAUUCGAAUUACAUCUCUGGAUAUACGACUUGAACAAUGUGCCAUUAGUCGCCGGCAAAUCCUACGUAAAAUGGCAUCUACCCAACAGUAUACACGGCGAACACCGUGGCCGUACGGCAAAGUGCUCCGUCGACAAGAUCCAUCAUCGCGCCACAUAUAAUUACUCGAAGACGGUACCCUUGCGAAUCUCUAUCGAUCGCGCGAACAACCUGACCGAGUGCCCCAUUGAGUUUGAGAUUUUGCAAGAGUUUGCGACCGGACUCGCCGGACGGGACGAAAGGAUAUCACUGGGCAACAUACGAUUAAACCUGAGCGAAUAUGUCGAGGAAAGCGAAAAUCAUACUCGCCGGAGCACGGCGUCUCGAAUUGCAGGGGGUCUAGACCAUGCGCGAGACAAGAUCAGCCAGCACGUACCACAGAGGAAGCUAAGCGUGGGUAGAUCAGCUAGCGAGGGCGAACGACCAGGCGUAUCUUUGUCGACAAGCGCAUCCGCGCAACACCCGGAAGAAAAUGACGUCGUAGACGAAGAAGCCGAGGAGGGCAUUGUACGACGAUACCUGAUGCAGGAUAGCAAGAUUAAUAGUACCCUUAAGAUUGGUAUUCUCAUGGUCCAGGCGGAUGGGGAGCGCAAUUAUGUGGCGCCGCCGUUAAAAUCGGCCACCAUGUUCAUGGGUGGUAUCUCAAGCAUCAUUGCGGGCGCCAAUGAGCAAGUUGAUGGGGAAGAAAGCAGCGACCCCGGCGGCGCCUUACCGAGCAUGAUUAAGUCUCGUGAAGCUGCCGAGGCCCAAGACAUAUACCGUCGUGCGCUUGCCGCAAGCUGGGAUUCCCAACCCGGUGAAUUACACGCCGACGAGUGCAUAGAGGAUAUCUUUGCCGGUGGCAGUGGUUGGCGUGAUGGCACGGGCGGCAAGUCGGCGAGGUCACACGCGGAAUCGCCAAACCCCGGGAGGACAAGCAGCAGCAGCAGUAGCCGAACGCCAAGCACGAGUAGCGACGAUCCACACGGCGGCACGCUUCGUCCAACUGAUAUCCGGCGCAUUCAGCACAUGCGCGACAACAGUAACGUGAGCGACAAAUCCAACGCUACUAUCACAGGCCUCAGCAACAACGAUUACGGCGUACAGUCUUCGAACCUACCGCCAUCAAGACCUAGCCCACAAUCGCAUCAUACGCAGCGGUUCAGCAGACAUGGUGGGCGCAGCUCACCAUACACAACCCACAGAGAAGACAGCGGCGCGUCCCUCUUCGACGAGAGCCCGUCCCCCGGUCUCCACAGUCGCAACGAGAGCAUGACAAGUCUCGUCCCGACGCUCGGCAGCACGGGAAGUGGUAGCGAGCGGGGCGGCGGGCACAAAUCAAAUGGGUUCCGCCGCCCGAGGGAAAUCGACGAAUACGAGCUGCGAGACGAUCUCGUCGCGUGGAGUAUAUCAGAGACGACGGCAUAAUUUACAUUCGCAAUUGCAUACCAGGAAACAGCAUACGGGUGUUACGGCGUUACGUUUUAUGGGGGAAAGGGGUCACGGUACCUAAGCUAGAUAUCAUAUGGCUCAAGCAAAGCAUACAUACAGGGGGCUGGUGUUCAUGGCGAUAUAUAAUGCUGAUUUUUUUUUUCUUUUUCUAUUUAUGUAUGAAGUGUAUAACAAGCGAAGGAGAAAUACAUCAAAAGUGCGGAGAAUAUCUUCGGAUUUUAUAAUUAUAAGUCACAUCCAACUAACUACAUACUCGUGCAUUAUUUUUUAUCACAAUCGGCACGAACGUGCGACAUUGUGGUUAUCCCGUAUGUAACACAAUUCCU
Molecule: messenger RNA, 2181 nt
Organism: Xylaria bambusicola
Lineage: Eukaryota; Fungi; Ascomycota; Sordariomycetes; Xylariales; Xylariaceae
Product: N-terminal C2 in EEIG1 and EHBP1 proteins-domain-containing protein
Exons: 2
Coding region: 347-1831 (494 amino acids)
Source: RefSeq, a predicted model, not a curated record